Messenger RNA from Amoebophrya sp. A120, 3083 nucleotides. The record is from the annotation of a GenBank genome assembly. Lineage: Eukaryota; Dinophyceae; Syndiniales; Amoebophryaceae.
GAUGCUCAAAAAGCGUACUCUAGAUUAUGACCGAACGCUGGGACCGGUCAUUGCAAAGGUGCGCGACCUGGUCAGCAAUUCGGGAGCCGUGCUCGGCAAAGUCGCGGCGUCUGAGGCACAGGAGGUGCAAGUGGAUAAGAGAAGUCAAGCAACGAGCACCAGGGGCGGAGGUACGCACCAGCUGCAAGAACAGGCGACACUGCAUAAAGCGGACUGCUUUUGGGGUGUUUUUGGUGAAGAUGUUUCCUGUAUGUCCACGAGGGCAGGUAAGGAUCAAGACGAGCUUCGAACCCAAUGUCCGCCAGAACUGUGGAACCAGCUGCUGAGUGUAAAGCCUUUGGUUGCCGUAUCCAAGUCGUAAAAAGAUUUUUGUGUGUAUUUAAGGUGGAUAAGGCUUUAUCAGAUACAUCAGCAACAACUUAGCACGCUGGCUGGUACGUUUGCACUUUGACUUUCACAUCAUGCUCACGAACAAGGUAUGAAAGGGUCGAGCGCGCGCGUUGAUUUUCACAUGACGGCGUCAUGCUUGUUUAAGUUGCACCAGCACGUCAAGUGGAUUUUUGCAACAGCCGGGGAGGCCUUGCUAAUACACAUAAGCCAGCCUUCUGGUUUCCGUCACAUAGUAUAUUCAAAAUCUUUUCUACACGACACCUCAUUGGCAACUUUGGGACAGAAACGAUGCUACAGCUGCGCCACCAGGAUUCUGAUCGAGCGCGAAUGCAAAAACAAAAAGAAGCACACCAACAAACGAGCACUAUACUCACGGGGCAAAGUCACGCAAGUGUAGUAAGGGCUUCUGACGACGGGAAAGAAUUUUCGCCAUCUUACCUUCGGUUUCGAGAUUGUUUUGUCUCUUGCGCAUUAGAGUUGGACUUGGCGCAGCUAGCUGUGGACGGCACUGGCGCAGGAAGCUUCUUCGACGAGUACCUCACUGACGCCAUAGGGUCUGCUCAUUCAUCUCAGAACCUACCUGACAGCGCGGAGUACGAUAUUGAAAUGCGUUCGUCAUCGACGACCUUCCUGACAACACCACGACCGCCGUAUUUUAUGCGGCGUAAAAAGCCAGCUGCACCAGCACCAUCACCACCCUCAUAUGUUUAUAUUGUGUACAUCUACAUGUUUCAUGAACGACCCGAGGGUGCAUUUCAGGCCCCUUGGUCGCUGUCAGAGGACAGGUUGAUGGUGCAGGUGUCGAGCGAAAUACUCAAACAGGAUAUCUCUGGGCUCAGUCUUACUCGAUACCGUCCGACGAGAGUGCCUGCAACUGAGCACGUUCUACACAGUAUGAAGGUUGAUGAAGCAGGCACGAACUGAAGCAGCUGCUGGUCACUGGCCCGAGGAGUACUCUGCAAAACUCGUGAUUCGUUGUCGUUCACUACUACGUGGAAAUAGGUGACACAGGAAAAAUUUUUAAAUUUUGGUUGCAUUAUUUGACCAGUUCUGUGUCGCAGAUUUAGGUUUUAGGAUUUCGGAAACGGGUAACCACCGGAGUUUUUGCAGCGGAUGGGAGCAGGAGGAUGUAGACGGGCAAGACCAGCACUAUUUCGAGCCGAACCUGUCCGAUCAACGGGGCCUUCAACCUCUGGCUGACGGCGUUAUGGACUGGAUGUCGCGCUGCCACUUAUUGCUUCUUCUUUUUGUUUUUAGUAUGCUGAAGUAGCUAAACCUGCAGGCACAUUAGCUAGUUAAGUUGUAUACUAGUAGCUACUAAUUGGCCCGAAAUGUAAUUAAUUUUAGCACGGAACUAAGGGAGUUUUCUACAGUCCUUCACACGUGUCCGGGCACCAUCAGCGAACGGCUACCAUCGCGCAAUAUGGAGGGUAUACGGCCGAAAUCUGCCCUUGUUGCACCAGAUGGUGCAACAUGAGCACUCCGGUGCCCAUUACCGCUCCUAUUUGCCUCCGGAUCUGGCACCACCGCCGAGCUCCUCCCUUCCUGUCCAUGUAUCUGAACUGGCUCCCUUAGCUACAGGCUAAAUUAAUUACAUUUCGGGCCCUAAAGUACUGUAGUAUGUGCCUAUCUAGUUUAAGGUAGUGCAUUGCAAUAAUUGAAGUCAAUACGCAUGAAAAGUGCCUUCAGGUAAAACGUUUUUCGUAUAGCUAUUUCAAAUAGAAAUUCAGAAAAAUCCAGGUCACCACCGCAGAUCACCAGGCGAUCUGCGUUCUCACUUACCUGUACCUGUCGCCCGACCUCGAAAUAAUUGGUUCGCGCAGUAUUUGCGCACUCAGUUCCAUCGACAAACCGACGGCGCAGUGGCAGCACAAAAUAAUUGCUGCUCAAUGUUUACAAAAUUUAAAAAUUUUUCCUGUGUCACCUAUUUCCACGUAGUAUUCACUUGUCUCGUGUAUUCUUGCCGUAGUCAGCAUUGUAGUCAAGAAGAAGACUGCCCUCAAAAGCAGCUCUUUAUCUUUUUGAAAACCACCAGCAAGAAGCAGAGGCACAACUUGGAAAUUCCUAGUGGAAAACCUGCUGCCUCCAGGGGCUGUUUCAGAUUCAUACGUUGCGGGUGAGAUGGAGGCGCGCUCUUGGUCCUACCCGAAUACCUGGAAAGCAUGUGCAGCUUCCAGCGUAAUCCACCGAGACUUCCCACGACAAUUCAAUGCGGCAUUGGUGUGGAACUUCUCUGACGUGCUGCGAGCCGGGGGCAAAACGAUGGAGGGAAGGACGAAGGUCACGAAGGAGCACGUCUUGCCUAACAAUGCCAUAGUAGAAUUCCAAUUGAGCAAUCAAAACAAGCCCGCUAAUAAGCCCUCGUUCCAAUUUUCUUCACAGCAGGUAUCUAAGUAAAACGAAAGUCAAUAAAUCCGCAGCCUAGAGAAUACGCAUCAUCAACGUUUAUUUAUUCAGUAUACCAUACAUAAAACCAACCGCAUCAAACAACAUUCACCAGCACGGGAGGUCUACACAACGACAAGAAGCUAGAGAAAGCAAGCAUCUCAUGAUAAAGGUUCCUUUGUGUAAUGGAGGCGCCUGCUUUGCGGUUUGCUCCGUGCUACUUUUUGCAGCAGGAUUCUUCAUCAUCAUCUGAGGGUGCUCAAUGUUAUCCCAAUCCCGUGAUUCUCGAGGUGUAGUAAUGACGCGCU